AUGGCCUCCAGCAAAUUACGGGAUGCUACGAGUGCUGGUCGUUCUGCUGGACGGCGCUCAGUCAAUGUAUUCCGGGAAGAUCCAAUUGUUUCGGGACCCCGCUCCAGUCGGAACCGAAAGAAGAUUGUAGAAGUUGCUACAAGCGACGAAGAGGAAAUCGACGACCAAGAAGAGGAUGAAGCCGAAGAUGAAGAUGCACCUGGAGAUGAAGAUGAUGACGCUGACGCUGAUGGCGACAUUGAUAUGGACGACAUCCAGCCUCAGGCCCCUACCAGGCGCGGUAAGAUCACUCCUCCGUCUCGUGCCAAGCCGCCCAAGAGUGUGGAGACCAAGGAGAUGGAAAUGGAAGAAGACGAAGAGGAAGAAGAAGACGAUGAUGAAGAGCCUAUUUCCGAUACGGAUGAAGACGCCGAAGCUGAGGGUGAAGAUCAGGACGAAAUUGCAGCCCCAGACGUCGCCGUUGAUGAUCUAGAUGAACUUGACGAAGAAGAUGAAAUUGAUGAGGAAAUGGAUAGUGAUGUCCUCGCCAUUCAAAGUGGCAAAACCACCAAGCGCCAGCGAGGAAAUCUAGGAAAUGAUUUCUUGCAACUUCCCAUGGAGCCUCAGGUUAAGAAGCAUUUGACCGCCGAGGAGCGUCAGAUGCGUCGUGCAGAGAUGGCGCGGCGAAGGAAAAAUCUAAGUGAGAAGCGAAAUGAAGAGGAAAAAAUGGACACUAUCAACCGACUGCUCAAGAAGCAGGCCCCCAAGCGGCGCGGUCGAGCUGCGGCGGCCGAGGCUGUUGAUGGCACCCCCGGCCAAGAGGGCGCGGAGGCCGAGAAAGCCUACCCUACCAUGUCGCGGUGGAUCAGCGGUUCAAACGGCUGCAGAGUCGCUGUGCCAGAAGAAUGGCUGGGUACACCUGCUGGAUGUGUCUUCGGCGCACCUGCCGUUCACACUGGAAAAAUGGUUGAAGAGGUUUGA
Messenger RNA from Penicillium digitatum Pd1, 960 nucleotides. Its product is annotated as PAPA-1-like domain-containing protein. Gene Ontology annotation, cellular component: Ino80 complex. The record is from RefSeq and is a predicted model, not a curated record. Gene Ontology annotation, biological process: chromatin remodeling. NCBI's taxonomy places the organism in Eukaryota, Fungi, Ascomycota, Eurotiomycetes, Eurotiales, Aspergillaceae.